This is a messenger RNA of Ilex paraguariensis (yerba mate), 817 nucleotides long. Lineage: Eukaryota; Viridiplantae; Streptophyta; Magnoliopsida; Aquifoliales; Aquifoliaceae. The record is from the annotation of a GenBank genome assembly.
AUGUAUAACCCACAUCGCUUUGCUAGGCAUCAUGGAUUUCAUCAAAAAUUAUCGGGUACUCCCUUACAUCCAUCAAUAAUUUCAUUUGAUGCCUCUUUUUUAUAUCGGGCGUGGUUGAGUUUAACUAGGAUAAACAGUGGGGCAGGAUUCCAUGUCCUUAAUAAUUAUGCUCGCAUUGAGAAUCGAUAUGACAAUAGUUAUAACAACUGGUGGAAAUAUGAUGUACUCCCACACCUAGAUGACAUCAAUUGUAAAACCUUGUUAGCUAGUGAAUCUGAGAAUUUCAAAUUCAAAGCUCAAGCUAAUGGGUCAGGGAAGGGGAAAUCCCUUCCUAUAGUAGCUAAAACUCCUUCACGUCUUCGAAAAUGGGACACUUCAAAGAAUUGUUUGAAUUCUCAAGAACAACUGGCUCCAAAGAUGUUAAAGGUCACAACACCUAUUUCAAGAUCAGCUAAUGUUCGAUUUGUUCAUCCUUUAAACUUCCCAGAGUCUGCUGAAGUAAUUCAAGAGAGGUGUCAAACAAGAGCUAUAGAAGCUGAGCAUAAUUUGGCUUGUACCCGGAUAGAAGAUGGUGCAAAUCACACUACUAUAAAGUCUCUCACAGGCAGGGUUGACCCAUCUUGUGAUGCUCUGAAUAACUUAUCAACUUUUUUAGAAUUAUCCCCGCGAUCCCGCAAUAAAGCUUUUCCUCCACUCCCAGAUCUUGCCACAUUAUAUUCCAUCGUAGGUAUUUGCGAAGACCAAAAUCUUGACAAUGAUAUCAUUGGAGCUUUAUUUGAUGACAACGAUCGGACCAUUUCCAUUCUUUCCGACAGUG